Cuscuta europaea is the source of this 1567-nucleotide messenger RNA. NCBI's taxonomy places the organism in Eukaryota, Viridiplantae, Streptophyta, Magnoliopsida, Solanales, Convolvulaceae. The record is from the annotation of a GenBank genome assembly.
CUUGAUGGGAUCCCUUCCCGGUGGCGUUUUUAAAUCGUCAACGAGAGAUUAGGCAGUACUUUACAGGCGUGUCAAUGACCCGCAUAUGAAACGUCUCAGGUGACCAACUCUUACAUUGGAAUUUCCGCUUUGAAGUCUGAAUUACUGCUGUUUGGCUUCGAAGCGAGAAAAAAGAGGGAUGGGAGGUGAUUUGGAAUCUAUAGCGGAGGCCACCUCCGGAGCCAUUGGAGCUGUAGUCAGCACCACCAUCUUGUAUCCACUCGAUACCUGUAAAACCAAGUACCAAGCCGAGCUUCAAUCUCAUGGUCAGCGAAAAUACAGGAAUAUAUCAGAUGUUCUUUUGGAGGCAUUAUCAAAGGGUCGGUUCCUUUCAUUGUACCAAGGUCUUGGAACGAAGAAUCUGCAUUCGUUCAUCUCUCAGUUUGUUUAUUUCUAUGGGUAUAGUUACUUUAAGAGACUCUAUUUGGUAAGAAGUGGUGGUAGAUCCAUCGGAACAAAAGCCAAUCUGAUUAUUGCUGCUGCUGCUGGGGCUUGUACUGCCAUUGUGACUCAACCACUGGAUACUGCAUCAUUAAGGAUGCAAACUAGUGCCUUUGGGAAGUCCAAGAGCCUUUGGAAAACUCUCACUGAGGGCAGCUUGAGCGAAGCAUUUGAUGGUCUUGGAAUAUCGCUUUUAUUGACAUCCAACCCUGCUAUUCAGUACACAGUUUUUGAUCAACUCAAACAACAUCUGCUGAAAGACCAACACACAUCAAAUGGGAAGAAGGGUUCAUCAUCCCCAUUAGCCCUUUCUGCAUUCUCUGCAUUUUUAUUAGGUGCACUCUCAAAGAGCAUUGCCACCAUCAUUACUUUCCCAGCCAUUAGGUGCAAAGUUAUGAUUCAAGCCGCAGACAUGAAUGAUGGAGGCGAUAAUAAGAAGUCCAAACGAAAACCAUGCAAAACACUGCUUGGUGUUGCUGGCUCUAUCCUUAGAAAUGAAGGGAUUCUCGGUUUCUUCAAGGGAUUACAAGCUCAAAUCUUGAAGACAGUGCUAAGUUCUGCAUUGCUCCUGAUGAUAAAGGAAAAGAUUUCUGCUAAAACAUGGGCACUCGUUCUUGGACUCAGUAGGCUCAUCAUUGUCAACCAGAGGAGGCUAAAGAACUCAUAGCUGUAAUGCAGCAGAUGGUCUUUCAAGAAUCAAUCUGCAUGCAAGGGGUUUUAUGGUAAACAGAGAGAAAAGUAGGAGACAAGGAGACACUUUUUAUUGGAAUACACAUCUUCUGGUCAUAAAUGUCAUGUCAUGAAACUCGAACUAAAUAGAAUAAAUAUGACCAAUGUCCAUGAUUUCUUUAUUAUUGAAUUAGAGAGGUAAGAGUCAUUGAUAUGAAAGUCCAGUGAAACAUUAUAAGUUUAGAUUAGAGGUAGUAAUUGGAUGAUUGAUGAUCACACAUCCAGCUUUUUUCACCCAAUGUGGUUAUGAGGGUGUGUCAAAUAAGAAUGCACUAUAGUGUACAUUUUAAUGUCUUGAUAUGCACUUUGAGUUGGUCCUAAAAAAUCAUUCCAUCCAAAACCAGACUCCCAAAUUCAC